GUUACAUUAUCAGUGACUGGUGCAUGCUAGAUUGAGCUUCUUGUAAAUCAUGGACCAAAAGUCAUGGUUAUGGCCGAAGAAGCGAUCUUCAGAGAAGACAAUUGUUUCAACCACCAAAUCUGAUCAUCCUGCUCAAGGAAAUGGAAUAGAGGAACAGACAGUUCCAAAUGAAACCGAAUAUCUGGAGCAAUCAUUAAAAAUCUUAGAUGAGAAGUUAGCAACCGCGCUCAGUGAGUCUAAUUCUAAAGAUGAACAAUUGAUAAAGGCUGCAGAAAUGGAACAAGAAGCUAUUGCAGGUCAGAAGAAAGCCGAAGCUGAAGUACUUUGCCUUAAAAAGGAACUCGAUGAAGCGGUACACCAGAGAGAAGCUGCUAAUGAAAGGAUAAUGCACUUGAACACAGCCCUGAAAGAUCACAUGCAGCAAUUAGCUUCUCUCAGGGAAGAUGACGAGCAAAAAAUACGUGAUGCUGAAAUGAGGACAUCAAAAGAAUUUGAGAAGGCGCUCAAAAAGUUAGAGGAAAAAUUAGCAGAAACAAAUAAAAGGCAUGCUAAUUUGACUCUUGAGAAUUGUCAUCUGAAUAAGGUCCUUCUUGUGAAAGGGCAGAUAAUUGAAGAACUAACCAAGAGCGGUGUACAGGCGGAAGCAGAGUUUAAUGCACUAAUGUCGAGGUUAGAUUCUGUUGAGAAAGAAAAUUCUUUCUUGAGGUACGAAUUUCAGAUGCUUGAGAGGGAGUUCCAUAUUCGGAAUGAAGAGGUGGAAUUCAGCCACCGCUCUUUGGACGCCUCACAUAAGCAGCAUCUUGAGAAUGUGAAGAAAAUUAGAAAAUUGGAAGCAGAUUGUCAAAGAUUGCGUCUUCUAACUCGCAAGCGGCUUCCAGGUCAAGUUGCAUUGUCAAAGGUUAAGAAUGAAAUUGAAAUGCAAGAAAAAAAUCAGACUGUCAUUAGGAGGAGGAAGUCUGAUCUUCCAACUGGAAGUUUAAUUCCUAAGGACAGAGCCCCGGAAGGCCAUCAUGACAUUCUCCGUAAAGAGAUAAAUUGUUUGGUCGAAAGUAUGUGCAAUCUGGAGGGAGAGAACAGAGUUUUGAAAGAAUUGUUAGCUAGGAAAGAAGUUGAGAUUCGCCAGGGUGGGCAUCAUCUUGGAUUAGUUUCUUCUCUUAAGGGUUCCAAAGAGCUGGCCCUGGCUAGUCCACUAUCAUAUGAAACUUCCUCAAUAUCAAGUUAUGACACGAGCAAGAGAGAUGAAAGUGUUUGCUCAAAAAUGAAUGGGGUUUCUGAGAUGUGUCUGAUGGAUGAUUUUGUUGAAAUGGAGAAACUUGCAAUAGUUGCUGUUGAUUCUACAAUAGGGAGUUCUUAUCCUCCCUCAGAUGCAAGUCUCACUUUAUCAGACUCCUCGAGAAUAGAAACACAUGGAAAUCAGACGGACUCAAAUGGUAAGGAACUAGUUCCAGUGGGACCAGGUGAUUCAAAUGAAGCAAUGGCGAAGAGAUCCUCCAAUUGGCUUCAUGAUAUCUUGAAAAUAAUCAUGGAGCAAAGCCGUGUCUCAAAAAAAGGCGCCAAUGAGCUGAUAGAGGACAUUAGAGUUGCUUCAUACAAUGUAAUCCCUCCACAUACCUGGGCAGGUCAUUCUGAACUGCUUCCCAUCAGUGGUUACAUUACUUGGAAAUCUCCAGUGACAUCUCCUAAGAUGCAACGUUCAACAACCGAACUGGAGAAGACGCGUCCUAUCCUCCAAGAAGAAAAUGAAGGACUGAAAGCUGAGAUGAACAGUAUGAAGUCCUCAAACAAUGAUGUACAAGUCAAGCUACAGGUAGCGAGGAACAAGUGCGAAAACUUGGCAAGUGAACUUCAGCAAUCACAACAAAUUAUUGAAGGCCUACAAGCUGAACUGGAAACAGCCAAAGAAUCCAAAAGAAUGAUGGAGGAUCUUAUUGAAAAUCAGAAAUCAAUCAAUGAUGAUCUUGACACCCAGCUUAGUGUGACUAGAGUUAAACUAAAUGAAACGCUUUCAAAGCUAUCUUCUCUUCAAAUAGAAUUGGAAGAUAGAAGUCACUGUUGCGAAGAGCUGGAAGGAACUUGUCUUGAGCUUCAACUCCAACUUGAAAGUUUAACUGGCAAAACAAUUUCUGUGGAUGGUGUGAAUCAAGAAAAAGGGCUCCAGCAAACUGGCUGGGAGAUAAAUGCUGCCUCUGCAAAGUUGGCUGAGUGUCAAGAGACUAUAAUGAACCUAGGAAAGCAAAUUAAGGCCCUAGCUUUGCCUCCAACUGAAAAUACAGUUGGUGACACUAAUGCCAGCAGUAAGAAAAUGAGGAAACACAUGUCUUUACUCGAUCGGAUGCUUACUGAGGAUGACGUGGAAAAGGAGAACCUUGACUCUCCCAACGCAGAAGAACCUCAAAGAACCAUUGAUACAGUUCUCGCGACGCAGAGCCCACAGCCUGAAGCUAAUACUCCCAAUAUGGGAACUAUGGUAAUUUUGCCAAGCAAGAAGCCAGGGGUGAAUUUUCUGAGGAAACUUUUGCUUAGGAAGAAGUAUGGUAGAAGCAAGAAAAGAGCCUUUCCUUUAGCCAUUGAAGCUUUCUAGUCGUGCAAGAAUCGGGUUUUUACUUCUCAGUAUGCAGUUUUUGGUUUGAUUAACACAUUAUGUACAUAGAUAUAUGUAUCUUUUUGUAAGGUAUGCAUCUGCUGCCUGGAUAUUGACUACUUCAGUUACUUACCUUCAUGGAUUUUUUU
This is a messenger RNA of Solanum verrucosum, 2730 nucleotides long. Its product is annotated as filament-like plant protein 7. NCBI's taxonomy places the organism in Eukaryota, Viridiplantae, Streptophyta, Magnoliopsida, Solanales, Solanaceae. The record is from RefSeq and is a predicted model, not a curated record. The coding region runs from base 50 to 2581 and encodes 843 amino acids. The transcript has 6 exons.